Molecule: messenger RNA, 1257 nt
Organism: Amoebophrya sp. A120
Lineage: Eukaryota; Dinophyceae; Syndiniales; Amoebophryaceae
Source: the annotation of a GenBank genome assembly
GGAAGAAUGCAACUUGUCAUGCUAAAUCUGAAGCAUGCAAAAAUCUGUGUCGCAUGAUUACCAAAAGUCGUCCAGUUUUGACCAAGCCGGGAGGGAGUUUCUCAUGCAGGAUAGGCAUUAGAAAGGUCUCGCUGAGUCUGUCAUGCUAGGUCCUGCAUUCCAGACCUCAUGGGUCAUGGAAAAGCAGAAUGACAAAUCGCGCACUCUUCCAGACCCAGACACUUUUACAUUUGAUACGGACAUCCAGUUUACGAAAGACCGGGCGGCUAGGCGGGUAUGAUAGUGCUACAAGUUUUUCAAAUUGUCAUGUUGACCUAGACCACCUCGAGCUUGGCAUUUUUAUUGUUUUAUGUUUAUCGAUUAUGCUGUAUCAGGAUCAGCCUCGCAUUCGCAAAUUUACAUACAAAAUCAGAUGACAAACAUGAUGGAGGAGGAUCGCGUCAAGUUCUACAAUUGGAACCUUGCCUGCAUCGCCGUCACCGGUGUGCCCUUGGCAUACUAGUAUAAUUCGCAUAAAGUUUUCUAUAUUCUUUUUGUUUGAAUGAUAAACUUUUAUUUUGCUUCCUGUUCUUUUCAAAGUGCGAAGAUACCGCUAUGCCUGUUUUUGAACGAUUAUGAUUAUGACAUGCGCAACGCAUAAAAUGGAUCACAUCCUCUCAGCCUCACGGUGAACUACAAUUCCUCUGACGAUACGGACCGCAUUUUGCGAGUCUUGGACCCGGACGCGCGAUCGCAGAUCGGGUACUAUCCGGGCAUCAUGGGUUGAGCUUGGUGGUGAGGCAGAUCGGGUUGGUCACCACUCUAGUACCACUCUAGGGAGUAGAACGACAAUACUGAAAAAAUUUUUUUAUCCGCUGCCGCAGCUCGUACUGCCUGCUUCUCUACUUCUACUACUUUGUUCACUAGUUACAACCCGUGUCGUCCGCGGUGUUAUUGCAUGUUUAGUAGUACUAGGUGCACGAGGACGACGCUUCUGUGAUGGACUUCGUAAAAACCGCAAGGUGAACCACAUCGAUUUGAGGCUCCUGAAGAUGGGAAAGGCUUGUGUAGUAGUGCUGGUGGCCACCAGCAUCGAUCCGAAACAAUUGAAAGUAGAGCCAGUUGUAGUGGAAAACACCUCCCUUGGUUGUCAACGAGAUAUACGUGUUAGGGAGACAGUGGUGUUCGAUUCCUUGAUGAUGUUGCCAACACGAUUUUUACAGGAGUAAAAUAAAGAAGAAGUGAUGUAAAACCACAUCGUCCAUUGUUGAAAAUUAG